CACCCCCGUGACGUCACCGCCCAUCCCCGUCCCCGCGCUCAUCCCGGGGUCCCGCUCUGACGUCACGGGGGAACCCCCUCCGAGCCCCGCCCCUCUCUGCCUGCCAAUCACCGCCAAAGCCGCGCGGUGAUUGGCCGCGCCCGCAGGCCCCGCCCCCCGACCCGCCCGCGCGGGGUCACCGCGAAGAUGGCGGCGCCCAGCGGCGCGACCGGGCACGGGGACGGCGGAGCGCGACCGUGAGCGGACACGGCCCGGCCGGGAGAGACCGGGAGCGGACGCAGCCCGACCGGGAGCGGACACGGCCCGACCGGGAGAGACCGGGAGCGGACACAGCCCGGCCGUGAGCGGACACGGCCCGGCCGGGAGAGACCGGGAGCGGACACGGCGGCAGCGGGCGCCAUGCGGCCGGGGUGGCUCCGGGUCCUGCCCCGCCGCCUCUGGGGCGGCCCCGCAGCGCCGCAGCUGUGCCGGAGCUUGUGCCAGCGCCCCGCGCGUGUCCCCCCGGCGGAGGGUGACACCUCGGGGGCUGAUACCUCGGGGGGUGACACCUCGGGGAGUGACACCUCGGGGGGUGACACCUCGGGGACCUCAGCGUGGCAUCGCCGCUUCCACAAGAUCUGGAGGAACGACCCCCAGCCCCGGGGCCACCCGCGGGACCCCAUCGGGGGUGACACUUCAAGGGGUGACACCUCAAGGGGUGACACCUCAGGGAGUGACACCGCAAGGGGUGACACUUCAAGGUGUGAGGCCUCAUGGGGUGACACCUCAGGGGGUGCCACCUCAAGGGGUGCCACUUUAGGGGGUGCCACCCCCAAGGCCCCUCUGCGCCACCUCCGCUCCUACAGAUCGCGCCGUGAGGACACCCACGGCAACGCCAGUGACCCCGGUGACCGUGGGGAUUCCGGUGACCCCGGUGGGCACGGUGACCCCGGUGGGCACGGUGACCCCGGUGCCCGCAGUGACCCCGGUGCCCACGGUGCCCGCGGUGACCCCGGUGGGCACAGUGCCCGCGAUGACCCCAGUGCCCGAGGUGCCCACAGUGACCCCGGUGACCCCGGUGACCCCGGUGACCCUGGUGACCCCGGCGCUGCCUUGGCGGCGGCGCUGGAGGAGCUGGCGCGGAGCCCGCCCGGGUGCGGGGCGCGGCUGGCGCUGGUGGAGGCGGCGCUGGCGGCGAUGCCGGCGCUGGGCGCGGAGCGCAGCCUGGCCGCGUACAAGGCGCUGCUGCGGCUGCUGCCCCGCGGGGCCUGGGUGCCGCGCGGAGCCGUGCAGCGCCUGCUCUUCCCCUUCCCGCGGCAGCACGAGUGCGGCCUGCGCCUGCUGGAGUGCAUGGAGCGCCACGGCGUGAUGCCCGACGCCGAGCUGCGCUUCCUGCUGCUGGGGGUGUUCGGGCCGCGCAGCCGCCCGCUGCGGAAGCUGCAGCGGAUGCAGUUCUGGCUGCCGCGCCUGCGGCACCUGGACCCCCACCCGCUGCCCCCCCGGCUGCCCCCCGGGCUGGCGGCCGCGCGCCUGGGGCUGCAGCGCAUGGCCACCGAGCCCGGGGCCACCGUCACCCUGGUCCAGCGGCCGGUGCCGGACUCGGGGGACGAUGAAGGCUCUGUCCAGCCCUACAUCCUCAGACCCCCCCCUGGACCCCGAGCGCAGCUUUUACUUCCCGCUGCGCCUGGAGCUGGACCUGGAGCGCGGCCCCUGGGACGACGAGGAUUUCCACGUGGACGAAGUGGAGGAGGGCCCGGUGCUGGCACUGUGCAUGGCGGGCGCGGGGGACCGGCGCACGCUGGGCCGGUGGCUGGCGGCGCUGCAGCGGCACAACCCCGCCCUGGGCCGCACCCCGGUUCUGUUCCGCCUCACCCCGGGGGGGGACCCCGCCGCCGACCCCCCCCAGGGACCCCGAGACCCCCGGCUGGGCGCGGGGACCCCCGGGGCUGCGGCGCUGGAGCCCCCCGAGGAUGGGGAAUAAAGGGGGCGACGGAUGGACGGAUGGAGAGGGGGUGGCGUGGUUUUUUUGGGGGUGUCGUGGUUUUUUUGGGGGUGUCGUGGUUUUUUUGGGGUGUCGUGGUUUUUGGGGGGAUCCCUGGGGGCGUUUUGGCCCCCCUGUGCCAUCCCCCAGAACGUGGUGGUGGCCGGGGGGGAUUUUGGGGGGUCAGGGGGAGGGUUGGGGGUGCUGGGAGGGCAUUGCUCCUUCUCAGCAGCAAGGCCCAGUUGGUUCUGGGGGAGUUUGGGGGGCAUUUGGGGGGUCCCCGGUGAGUUUGGGGGACAUUUGGGGGGU
Molecule: messenger RNA, 2269 nt
Organism: Taeniopygia guttata (zebra finch)
Lineage: Eukaryota; Metazoa; Chordata; Aves; Passeriformes; Estrildidae
Source: RefSeq, a predicted model, not a curated record